Messenger RNA from Ooceraea biroi (clonal raider ant), 8098 nucleotides. RefSeq names its product collagen alpha-2(IX) chain. The record is from RefSeq and is a predicted model, not a curated record. Gene Ontology annotation, molecular function: extracellular matrix structural constituent conferring tensile strength. Lineage: Eukaryota; Metazoa; Arthropoda; Insecta; Hymenoptera; Formicidae. Gene Ontology annotation, biological process: extracellular matrix organization.
UACCAAUACCAGGCCAAUGUUGGGGCCAGUUAAACAACCUCGGCAAUUUCUACGUGGGUAAUAUCAGAAAGCUAAUAUCAGUGAUAAAUUAAUUUCAGUAAAACUGUAACUAUUUGGAUUAAUCACAUUAUUACUAAUUUUCGGCUUUUCGGUGGAGCGGCGGCGAUCUUAACGGAAUCCUAAAUCGAGCACAGGAUGCGAACGCGAAUCGAACAUUCGAUGAGAAGAACUAUCCGGUACACUCCUGGGAACGCGAACGCGGAUGCGCGGGUCAGUGGGCUAACUUCCGGCGAGCUGCAGCGAUGCGUCUAAUACGCUGCACAGAGACGCACGGGACCUCGCCUUUACCCCUUUCCCCGCUUUCCAAAUUCCGUAAUGAAUCGACGACCCGCACGGCUACGUCUUUCCGGAAGUUGGCGCGAUAGUUUGUGUCGCAGCGAUCGUUGAUCCGUACCGGUCAAAUAGCAUUUUGAUGAACUCGCGUCGUUCGGCUCCGACCCAGUUCCCAACGCUUUUAUCGCUUGCCAAAUUCAUUAGGUCAACCGAAUUCGCGUCUUUCUAUUCGCCGGUAUUUUUCGACUUUGUUCGGUGCAUCGUAAGUUGUUUAAUAUGAUUUCACCCAUCUCGCUUUCUGUCGCAAUUACAUGAUACUGAGUAUUCACGUUAUAUUAUUAGCGUACAAAUGAAGACAAACAGGUUGGAGUAGAUUUUAGAAUGUGAUUUUAAAUGCAUGAUGAUGACAUUUACUUCGAAAUAGUACUGUUGUGUAGUAACAACUUUAACUUAUAAAUUCAAUUUCGAUUUCCGGCCUUAUUCUGGAAAACGUUUAUUUUCAAAAACUAUUUAAAAAUAAAUAAUAUAUAAUAUAUGUGUGUGUGUGUGUGUGUUUUAAUAUACAUUAUUUCGACCUAAGAAUAAAAAAUAAGAGUUAUAUUUUCCAUCGAAUAGAGAUUUGAGACACCACAAAUAUUAGCUAGUUUAGCGUUGAGCAGUUAAAUAUUAAGAACACCAUGUGUCGGAUCGCACAUGAAGACUAACGACCGGAAACUCCGCGAGAGCGGAUCGCAAUUCCCUCACCGUCGUUCGCCCCGCAUUCAACCGCGGAGCUCGCGAGAUACAUCGAACACAAGCGACGGCAAACGCGUAUUCUUACGAUAGCGAGUCUGGCAUAUCAUCCCUUCGCGGGAUCCUCCCUCGCUCGCGCUCGCCCGGAAAUUCAGUCAGAGUUCAGUCGUGGCGCCGGCGCGGCGCCAGCGAGGGGGAAACGAGGGUGAACUCACGCGCGGGGGCUUUUCUUCGCGCGCGCGGGGGAAACGCGGAGUUUAUUUCACCCGUAAAAUCCCACUCCCGCGGAAGGCCUCGGGAAUGUGCGGCAGCGGGAUGCGAAGGCGCGGUCGUGCAUGGAAGGGUUGAUCAGGUAUAUACCGGGUGAACGAUUUCUACUGGAGAGCUCGCGCGUGAGGACAUGUCAUUACAACCGCCACGUGCUGUUGCGAUCGUGCGGCAGGUGUCGCGGGCUUGUUUCGCGCUCGUGCCAUCAUAUGUACGCGUACGCAUGUGCGCGGAUGCAUACACGCCCGCGUGCGAUACCGCUCGCGUGUACGGGGCGGAAAGAGAAAAAAUGAGCACGAAUUAAACAUGACGAGCGUGCGACGGCCGGUUGAAAUUUUCCCGCCACCCCCGAGUCCCUUCCUCUGCCCCUACUGUCGAAACAGAGAAGCCCGCCCGCAUGUUCCCGGCGCGUACGUCCUCGUCAGUUUCGUGAUGGCAUCCCCGCUCGUGUAAGUCGAAACUCGUGUAAUUAUUCAAGCCGAUACGCUCCGGUGGCGUGCGCCGUGUAAAUCUCAGAAUGUUUGAAAUAGCGUAAGAGUCGCGAGUUAUUAUUAAUGCGCUAUAAAUCUGACGGAAGAAUCGGACGGAUACAAGAGUGAAGGUAAUAACGAUCGACCCACGCGCGGGGUGUUUUUUAUGCCUGUUAAAAUAUAUCUAAUAAUGAUAUUCCAUUUCUCAAGCAUCCAUUACAGUGCAUUAUAAUGUUCGCGUAUGCAUUACGGCCACUUUAUCUCCUAAAUUCCCGUUGUAUCAGUGCGCUGUAGUCCUAAAUAGCUACCGCGCCCAUGAUAACGAAUGGAACUAAUUUAAAUGCGAAAUUAUAAAUCAACCCGGAACAUAUAAAACAAGCGGAUCGCGCGUAACGUAAAGCAUACAUGUAUGAGCACAUACCGAAUAUUCCUUUUGUUUCAUUCGGUUACGCGUGAUUGCAAUUGCACGACAGAUAUACAUAUUUCAGAAAUACAUAUUUUUGCUCGUAACGUCUGCAGCGUACAUACACGUAAUACGUAGUUAAAAGAAUAUAUUUAAAACAAUAUUGGGAAAUCGUGAUCCAAAAAUCUUUAUUGUUGAGAGGGAUACGAGCUGUUACGUAAUUUUCUUUCAUUAAACCGUUUCGAAAAAAUAUUUGAUUGUCUCUUGUAAAAAUAUCAGUCUGCGAGAAAAAUAAUGGUUCAAAAAUAUUAAACUAUUUGCGAUCGCACGCGUAGCAUAACGGGUAUCCACGAAUUCGACCAUCCAGUAUGAUCGAAUCGAGCUAUCGAAAAACGAAUUACACUGCAUCUAGUUUUCAGUAGCAAAAUAUUUGUAGCGUUCUUUUUGGCGUAAAUAGAGGAAAGAGAAAGGAAGAGAGAAAAUUUACUAUGUACUUGAUUAUAUUUUCCUGCUCUAUUGCGUUAUUUAAAUAUAGAUUCUAGGAAUUUAUCUACGAUAUAUAAACUUGCAGAGAUUAUAUAUGUGGAUAAUUUAAAUCAAAUUAAAUAUCUUCUAUUUGCACAACCCACUUUAAAUAUCAUUUUACAUUUUGAAUAUUUCUUAUAAAUUAUGCGGGCACAAUUCGCUCGCGUUUUGCAUUUUAUUUGCAAUUGCUAUUCAUAUACCAAUUGCAAAUCAAUGUGAAAGCUCAUUGGAGAAAUAUUAUUAUGAGAAUUUGCGAAGUAUGAAAAAGGAUCUUUUUGAUAUCUAAUAUCCUUCCCAUUAAUAUCUCUCUUUCUCUCUUCUUUUCUCUAGAUAUGAAAGAAGUAAGAAAAUAUGAAGAAUUCUCUAAUUUUAGACUUGAGGAGAUGUAGACGUUUAUAAAGGAAACGAAAAACGUUACUUUUUGCGCAACAACGUAAGAACGUUUGAUCGGCGAAAAAUUCUGACCGGAUGUCGACUCAGCUCGAUAAAGCGGCGUCGUUAUCGAUAAUUAUCGGAAAACACUUAGGGCUGGUGUCAUGUGUGCUAACCAUACUGCCUGAUUGGCUUGGAACUUCAUUAAUCACCGUCACUGCUUGAUGUAUUAUUCGCUUUUAACGUACAAGACGGGUCCGGUAGCACGUCCGAGGAACUUUACUUGGACACUCGCAUUAUUUGCAACUGGCGCAUGCGAUCCUUUAUAUCACUGACUAAUAAUUUGCAAUGACAAGUCACGGCAAGGUAAGAUUAGGUCACGACAAAACGUAAGAACGAGAGAUCGCGUGUAUAUGAUCUUAUUAUAUUUUCUCACAAUUCACUCCUUGCUCAGACAUAUCAUGGACAUAUUUUACUGUAUUUGUCGUGUUUCCAUUUUUAGACUGCAUCAUCUGUGACAUGACGUAACAUCAGAAAUUCAUCUCACGUGAAUAUUGAUUCUCGUCGUAUCUUGCCAUAGCUCCGGGUUCUAGCAUCUACAAAAAUUCCCCUCGACGUGAUUUAACUUUCAAUGAUAUUGUAUGAACAUUUGUCACAAAUAUUUGUCAGCCCUUCGCCGAGGCUAAUCAAAAACAGUCGACACGUUUCCGCGCGUCGCGUCGUUCCAACACAUUGCGGUUUAAUAUAUAUACCUUCGUAAUUUGCAUAUAAAAUAACUAAUCAGAGCGAAACGAUCGAUACAGCGGUCACUGUUCCGUAACUAAACACUGUAAAUAACUGUUUACUCGCUUGCCUGCAUCGAAUCCUGAAUUGGCAACCGAUGGUCGGGACGACGUCAAUAAUCGUCGCUAUUAUGUACCGCCGACAGGGUGGCGUAACACAAUUUUAUCGUUGCAUUACUUAUAAUGCAUUUUCAGAUCGGUCGAGAUGCCGACGAAGACAAAAGCGAGGAGAGUAACCCGCCGCCAUUCAUCACGCCCCCGCCUCCGAAUCCAGAUUAUAAAGGUCCGAAAGGCGAAAAGGGCGACAAAGGGGAAAAAGGCGAGAGCGUCAGAGGUCCACCGGGCCCUCCGGGACCGCCUGGUCGCGAUGAGGAAUGGCUGAUGAAGAUACCGCAGGGACCACCUGGUCAGAAGGGAGAUCCUGGCACUUGCAUCUGCAACGCCACGGCCUUAAUGUCUUCCUUUACGAUGCCAAAGAUGAUACAAGGGCCGAAGGGCGAGCCGGGAGUACCGGGACAGGAGGGCAAGCAGGGCUUAAUGGGUCUCACGGGUGCGGCAGGACCGCCAGGAGAGAGAGGACUACAAGGUCCGUCCGGUGCGAAGGGUGAUAAGGGUGAUAUUGGGGUACUGGGACCGGAAGGUCCUCAAGGUCAGAAGGGCGAACCGGGUCGGGAUGGGAUUCCCGGGGAAAAGGGCGCGCAAGGUCCGCCGGGGCCACCCGGAAAAGGAGAAUUCUCUGGCUAUGACCCCAGUUGGAAACCCCGAAAUAUUUACAGGACGGAUGGAAUCACGAUGAGGCCAGGGCUACCGGGACAAAAAGGUGAACCAGGUACGUCAGGGAACCCAGGACCUAAAGGCGAAGCCGGAAUAGCCGGCGCUAAGGGUAUCAAGGGCGAGCCCGGGCACAAGGGUGCCAAAGGCGACCACGGGAAGGACGGUCCCAGAGGAAUACAGGGUUUUAAGGGUGAACCUGGCGCUCCCGGUGCACCCGGGUUGCCUGGCGCACCCGGCGAAAACGGACGGCCGGCGGAGAAGGGCGAUAAGGGCGACACGGGACCAGAAGGCAAAUCUGGAUCCCCGGGGCCACCCGGUCCACCGGGUAUCGGCGGUUCUGGUGGAAUAAACGUGGGAGAUUUAGGAUUCGGCACGAAAGGCGACAAGGGCGAUGCCGGUGCGCGCGGGUACAAGGGCGAUAAGGGCACGAAGGGCGAGAAAGGAGAUAAGGGUGAUUCCGGCCCAGCUGGUAUUCCCGGAAUAAACGGCAUUCAAGGACCUCAAGGAGAUAAAGGCGAGCCCGGUAAAGACGGGGUAUCCGGAUUAUCCGGCAUACCUGGUGCUAAGGGCGACAGAGGCGAACGAGGUCCUCCUGGAGCCACUACUAUCGCCAAUUCCGGAGACUAUAUCACCAUCAAAGGUGAAAAGGGUGCUGAGGGAAAGCGAGGCAGGAGGGGACGACCUGGACCACCCGGUCCAGUGGGCCCGCCCGGAAAACCAGGAGUCACGGGAGAAAUCGGCCUGCCAGGAUGGAUGAACACGAUUAAGGGUCGACCUGGGACUCCCGGAAUCCCGGGAAGCAUCGGAGCAAUGGGACCCAAGGGAGAAAAGGGAGAACCCGGCGCGCCAAGCCCUUACGGCGUUUCCGUCGGUAUCAAAGGAGACAAAGGAGACGACGGUUUCCCCGGGAUUCCUGGUCAGUCUGGACGAGACGGCCAGAGAGGACCACCAGGACCACCAGGACCUCCUGGACAACCGUCUCAAGGGAAUUUUAUUCCGGUUCCCGGAUCUCCAGGUCCUCCUGGUCCUCCUGGUCCUCCAGGAAUAUCUUUGAGGGGAGAGAAAGGAGAACCUGGGAUUGGUGGGAUUGGUAGGGUCCACGUUUUUGGAGAGAGAGAUUACUAUGGCACCAGGCAAGGACCCAGAAGUAGCCUGGAUGAAUUAAAAGCCCUACGUGAACUCAAGCAAUUGAAAGAAUUGAAAGAACAAUUAGGUGUCGUCACUGCCGCUACAAGGGGACCUUUAGAAAGUACAACGAAAAUUGUGCCAGGAGCUGUUACGUUCCAAAACACAGAAGCCAUGACAAAGAUGUCUAGCGUCAGUCCAGUUGGAACACUGGCUUACAUUAUAGACGAAGAAGCCUUGCUAGUCAGAGUUAACAAUGGAUGGCAAUACUUAGCACUUGGAACACUUUUGCCUAUUACAACGCCAGCACCACCGACCACGGCACCGCCGCCGGCAAAUCCACCUUUCGAAGCAUCCAACUUGAUUAACCAGAUACCGGUAAAAGCCGAUGGAAUAGGGUGGUAUCCGCGAAUGCUGCGGAUGGCUGCUCUGAACGAGCCGUUUACCGGAGAUAUGCACGGCACUCGAGGAGCUGACUACGCUUGUUAUCGCGAAGCCAGGCGGGCAGGCUUGAGAGGUACCUUCCGUGCUUUCCUGAGCUCUCGAGUGCAAAACGUCGACAGCAUCGUCAGGCUAGGAGAUCGCGAUCUUCCCAUAGUUAACAUAAAGGGUGACGUGCUGUUCAAUUCCUGGAAGGAAAUGUUCAACGGAAACGGAGCGUACUUCUCUCAGAAUCCCAGGAUUUACAGCUUCAACGGGAAGAAUAUCCUUACCGAUUUCGGAUGGCCCGAUAAAGUCGCGUGGCACGGCUCGCACAAGCUCGGCGAUCGCGCGAUGGACACUUACUGCGAUGCCUGGCACUCGAGCAGCUCGGAUCGCUACGGAUUGGGCUCGCCGUUGACCGGUGGUCGGCUCCUGGAACAAGUGCGCUACUCGUGCGACAAUAAAUUCGCUCUGCUCUGCAUCGAAGUGUCGAGCGAGGUGAUAAGGAGACGAAGGAGCAUCAACCAACGACCGAACGACGACGUCGAAAUGACGGAGAACGAUUACAUCGAGUACUUGGAGGAGCUCGUGCAAUAUUGAACCAUCCCCCUCCCCCUCUCUCUUUCUCUACUUUGAUCAUCACCAUUCGCAACAGCGGAAAUCGAGCCGUUGUGCAAAUAGAGACGCAGAUAUGUGCGUGCGUGCUGCGUUUCCUCGCGCGACAGGCAUAUCACCCACGUACGAAUAAUACUGAUAAUAAUAACUCAUAUCGUGAAAUAAUAACGCGCGAGCAUCGCGCCUCAUCGGUCUCGUUCUCGAAAUCGCGAAGCCAUCUCGGAUUCCAGGCGUAUAAAUCGCCCGUAGUUCCGCGAGAUUACUAGCCAGCCAUUCGCUUCAGCCGUCUCAGUUCUCUCUUUCAACCCUUCUUAAAGAUAAAAGGAAAGACUGAUCGUCUAAAUGUUCACUCGUCGGUGUUUUGUCAUACCGAGUACUCGUACCGGAUACUUCUAAGAGCCUGCUCUCGAGAGCUUCGCUCGCCCGAGGCCUCUCGACGAAGUCGCGACAGUUCGUUAAGCGUUUCCCCCUCGAUAAAUGUUCAGAAAUACUUAUAGAUCGUCAUGCGAGAGACACGAAUCCGAAAAAUACGUGCGCGAAUUUUUCAUUCAGACUCGAGCUUUGUAGCGCGCUCCAAACGCGCUGAAAGCGGCUCUGACUGAUUGUACUUCCCAUUCUCUCGUGUAACAUGACGUACGAAAACGUCCACGAUAUGUACUCGGUGAUCUCGACUUCUUCAAAAUUCAAAUGCAGCCGUAUGAUUCUUGCAACUUAGGCGCAUGCGACCUAUCAGUUCAACUACUGUUAAAGGCCUGAAUUCAGAAUCGUGUUAAUCUUAAAAUUGGAAUAUCUAAUUUCUGAUUGAUUAUUCUUUUUAUUCUGAUCGCCUGUUAUAGAUUCCAAACCACGAAGUGAUGAUAUAAUGACGUUACUAUAACGUUAUCUUGUUUUCUGAUGUCACUUUGCUACUUGGGAUAUUUAUAAUAUUUAACACAAUUCAAAAUUUAUAAAUAUGUUUCCUCGGUUAUAUCCUAUUAAGUCCGUAAAAGUUCGUAAGGUAUCAAAUAGAUUAAUCGCCUCAAAACAAUGAGUCAUUUUAUCGAUGCGGGAUCAAACUGUUGCUCGAAAGAUGGCGAAAGGUUAUUGAUAGCGACGGCCAAUACUUUGAUUAAAAUAUCAUAUGCCAUCUCAUUACAAGCAUCUAAUAUUUGUGACUUUAUAAACUUUUGCAAGUACCCAGAUAGCCAAGUCUGCCGAAAGCAGAUGAUGCUAACCAUCUGCUAUCAACUAUUGCCAGCCAAAAGACAACAAAUUUGAUACAGAAGUUGUUAUUAACG